AUGGACCAGUUUGAAACGUCAAGUCGAGAUGGUGCAAUUGCUACCGUCCAGCCUCUGCUGGAAAUCUCACAGCAACUAUCAUCUCGUCCAUCCAGUCUGGAGAUACAAACCGAGGACCUAGACGGAAAGAGCGCUUUACAUCGUCCGGCUUCCUCUUUGAUUCGCCUAUGGGGCUUAGAGAUGUCUGCCUUGGUCCUUAGCCUGCUAUCGUUUGGCGCCCUGACUUGUGUUCUCAUCGCAUCCAAUGGACAGCCGCUAUCACGGUGGACAAUGCCAUUCAUUACUAUCAACGCCAUCGUAUCGAUCCUUGCAGGAGUUUCGAAAACCUGUCUUGCAUUUUCCAUCAAUAUAUGCCUGUCACAAAUGAAAUGGAACUGGUACAACAAGUCCUCACAGCCGCUUGUCGAUUUUGAUCGAUUAGAUGCGUCCAGUCGAGGUGCUUGGGGUGGUUUGCGUGUGUUGAAGUCAUGCAUGCGGCGGCCAAACUGGGCUGCUUUAGGUGCUCUUGCAACCAUUGCUUUACUCGCAUUUGAACCCUUUACACAAGCUAUCCUGGCUUCUAAGGACCGAGAGGUUGUCCUAAAGCCCAAGGAAUACGCUGAACUGGCCCAAAAGAAUAACCAGUCGAUCGACUCUGCUCCAUCCAUUGAGAAUGGCGUGGGCCGGUUCCCUGUUAACCCGGGCAAUACCACACACUACUACGUGUCAUUCUUAACGACAUCUAACAUCCAAAGUGACAUGGGGUUGAAAGCAGCUCUUUGGAGUGGCUUUUCGCCUCUGACCUCGUCUCAGAAUCUCAAACCUGCUUAUACAUGUCUCUCCGGCAAUUGCUCUUGGACCGAUUUUGCAUCUGCUGCCGUCUGCCACAAGUGUCAUUAUCUGUCUCAGAAUGUGGUUAGAUCGACAGGAAUGGACAAAGUACCAGGUCUCAGCAUGCCGCCUGCAAAAUGGGAGCCCAACAGCACUCUUCCUGAUAUCAGCAACCAAUGGCCCGCUGCUAAUUGGUGGCAAAUGAAUCAGAGCCUGACGCAUACAAAGUACAAGAUCGCAAGUAUGAAUUUAAGCUUGUCCAACUACGACGGAAAAGCAAGAUGCACAUCAAAAAGUGACAAUUGCCCUGAUACCUAUUUAUCAUCAAGAUUCACGACAAACCCAGGACAGACCCUAAAUUUCCAAAAUCACGACACGAUAAUCAUGGCCAUGCAAUACCUCAAAUCAAACGAAAGUUGGUCCGAGGGUAGAACAAUAUGGGAAGAAACAGAUAUUUCCUCCCAGGAGUGUGCCUUGUUCUUUUGUGUCAAUGAGUAUCACGACGUGCUAUCGCAAGGAUCCUUGCAAGAGACCAUCGUCGCCUCGUUCAUCAAUAGAACCACAGAUUCCUACAGACCAGAAGAAGAUGACCCCAUGGUAGAAGAAUUCUUCAAAUAUACCAACUACAGUCUCGACAUGGGAAAUAGACUGGUAAACCUAUCGGAUCUCCAGAUACGGAUACCUGACCAGCACUUUCUCAAGUCAAACCUUUCAACACAGGCAUUUAAUAUUACGCAAACCACCAUCGUUUCACUCUUUGGCUAUCUGAACGAGGGACUUUGGGGCUAUGACCCAGAUAUUACCUAUCAGCUUAUGGCUCCACGGAGGCUUAUUUACCCAGCUCGCGGGGCUCCAACUUGUGGAAUCGGGGGAUCAUCUAGCUUGAUGGUUGGGCUUGGGGAGUCCAAUGAUAUACCUUCAACAAUUGAGAAUGUCGCACUGAGCUUGACGAAAUGGAUGAGAGAUCGAGACCUCGAUGAUCCAGAGAAAGGAACUUCUACAGCCAACACCACUAUCAUACACAUUCGCUGGUAUUUCUUUAUCUUUCCUAUUAUUAACUUCUUGGCGGGCAUAAUCUUUACUGUUUUGUGUAUAUGGGAAACACAGCGUUCGGGAAGGCCAGUUUGGAAGGACAGUAUUUUAGCAACGCUCUCCUGUGCACCAGACGGAGAUUUGAUAACAACACUUAGAGAAGCAGCAGAGACUGACAAGUUGCAAGAACUCAGCAGGAGUCUGAUGGUUACUUGGCAUAAGGACAAGGGCGUUGGGCAUCUGAAAGAGACGUAG
Molecule: messenger RNA, 2097 nt
Organism: Fusarium graminearum PH-1
Lineage: Eukaryota; Fungi; Ascomycota; Sordariomycetes; Hypocreales; Nectriaceae
Exons: 3
Coding region: 1-2097 (698 amino acids)
Source: RefSeq, a predicted model, not a curated record